CACUCGACCUCUCUGACAGGUCUGAGGGGGAAAGCGAACCCAGAACACUGGCUGCUUCAGUGAAGUCACAGCUAACACUCAGUCAGCAGUGAUUUUUUUCUUUUUUUUGAAGAGCAGGCGCAUAUUUAAAUACGAGGCUCGAACAGGGACUGCAUGUAGCACAGAGCUAUAGUAACUACUUCAAGUGGACUAGUUUUCUUAGCGGAGGUGCGGAGCUUUUUGAUUCAGGACUGGCGUAGGGGGGGCACCGGUGAAUGGGAACAGUCAGUGGAUCCGUGUGGCAGAAACGGAGGCUGCACAAACUAAUCACCGCUGCCCAUCACGUUCGACUUUUGGGUACAUUUUAGGGCACAAACGGACAAGACCCACCACUCCUCCACCUCGUCCUCCUCCUGCUGCUGCCGCCGCUGCUGCUGUCCCCUUCCCCUCUCCUUCCUCACCGAUUCUACUCCAGACUGACCAACCCUCCAGAAAUGGCUCAGAUACUGCCGAUACGAUUUCAGGAACACCUGCAGUUGCAGAACCUGGGCAUAAACCCAGCCAACAUAGGGUUCAGCUAUCUGACCAUGGAGUCGGACAAGUUCAUCUGCAUCAGAGAGAAAGUGGGUGAGCAGAACCAGGUGGUGAUGAUAGACAUGUCAGACCCCACCAACCCAAUCAGGAGACCGAUCUCUGCCGACAGUGCCAUCAUGAACCCCGCCAGCAAGGUCAUCGCUCUGAAAGCUGCCAAGACUCUUCAGAUCUUCAACAUUGAGAUGAAGAGCAAGGUGAAGGCCCACACCAUGAUCGAGGAUGUCAUGUUCUGGAAGUGGAUAUCGGUAAACACUGUUGCCUUGGUGACGGACGCGGCCGUCUUUCACUGGAGCAUGGAGGGGGAUUCCCAGCCAACCAAAGUAUUUGAUCGGCAUGCCAGUUUGGCCGGAUGUCAGAUCAUAAACUACAGAACUGACGAACAACAGAAGUGGCUGUUGCUGAUAGGGAUCUCUGCACAGCAAAACCGUGUAGUUGGAGCAAUGCAACUUUACUCUGUUGACAGGAAAGUGUCCCAACCCAUCGAAGGCCAUGCUGCUGCCUUCGGGGAGUUUAAAGUGGAGGGAAAUGCCAACCCCUCCACCCUCUUUUGCUUUGCUGUGCGUUCACAGGCCGGGGGAAAGCUGCACAUCAUUGAGGUUGGUCAGCCAGCUGCAGGAAACCAGCCAUUUGCUAAGAAAGCAGUGGACGUGUUCUUCCCUCCUGAGGCCCAGACAGACUUUCCUGUAGCUAUGCAGAUUGGUAGUAAGCAUGGCGUCAUAUAUUUAAUCACCAAGUAUGGGUACAUCCACCUGUACGACUUGGAGUCUGGAGUGUGCAUCUACAUGAACCGAAUCAGUGCAGAGACCAUCUUUGUAACCGCGCCAUAUGAAACCACUUCAGGAAUUAUUGGGGUCAACAAGAAGGGACAGGUUUUGUCUGUGUGUGUUGAAGAGGAAAAUAUUGUCAACUAUGCCACCAACGUCCUUCAAAACCCUGACCUGGCCUUGAGGAUGGCUGUGAGGUCAAACCUCGCUGGGGCUGAGGAACUUUUUGCCAGGAAGUUCAAUACGCUGUUUGCCCAGGGAACUUAUUCAGAAGCUGCAAAGGUUGCUGCAUCAGCACCAAAGGGGAUCCUGCGGACGGCAGAGACAAUCCAUAAGUUCCAGAGUGUCCCGGCCCAGCCUGGUCAGGCCUCUCCGCUGUUGCAGUACUUUGGUAUUCUACUGGACCAGGGACAACUUAACAAGUUUGAGUCUCUUGAGCUCUGCAGGCCUGUUCUGCAGCAGGGCCGCAAACAACUACUGGAGAAAUGGCUUAAGGAGGAUAAGCUUGAGUGCUCAGAGGAGCUGGGAGACCUGGUGAAGGCCUCUGACCCCACACUGGCUCUAAGUGUGUACCUCAGAGCUAACGUCCCCAACAAGGUCAUCCAGUGCUUUGCAGAGACUGGCCAGUUCCAGAAGAUUGUGCUGUAUGCUAAAAAGGUGGGCUACACGCCAGACUGGGUGUUCUUGCUGAGAAAUGUGAUGCGUGUCAACCCGGACCAGGGACUGCAGUUUGCCCAGAUGCUGGUGCAGGAUGAGGAGCCGCUGGCCAACAUUAACCAGAUUGUAGAUGUUUUCAUGGAGGGCAACUUGAUCCAGCAGUGCACCUCCUUCCUACUGGAUGCUCUAAAGAACAACCGCCCAGCUGAAGGACACUUACAGACACGUCUGCUUGAGAUGAACCUCAUCCAUGCCCCCCAGGUAGCAGAUGCAAUCCUGGGGAACCAGAUGUUCACACACUAUGACCGUGCCCACGUUGCUCAGUUAUGUGAAAAGGCAGGUCUGCUGCAGAGAGCUCUUGAACACUACACUGACCUGUAUGAUAUCAAACGAGCCGUGGUGCACACACAUCUGCUCAACCCUGAGUGGCUGGUAAACUUCUUCGGCUCUUUAUCAGUAGAAGACUCGUUGGAGUGUUUAAGGGCCAUGCUAUCAGCUAACAUCAGACAGAACCUGCAGCUGUGUGUCCAGGUAGCAUCUAAGUAUCAUGAGCAGCUGGGAACUGAAGCGUUAGUGGAGCUCUUUGAGUCCUUCAAGAGUUAUGAGGGAUUGUUUUACUUCCUUGGGUCAAUUGUGAAUUUCAGCCAGGAGCCCGAUGUCCACUUUAAAUACAUCCAGGCUGCGUGUAAGACGGGCCAAAUCAAGGAAGUGGAGAGAAUAUGCAGAGAGAGCAACUGCUAUGAUCCAGAGAGGGUUAAAAACUUCCUCAAGGAGGCCAAACUAACAGACCAGCUUCCUCUCAUCAUUGUGUGUGACCGCUUCGACUUUGUCCAUGAUUUGGUUCUUUACCUCUACCGUAACAGUCUACAGAAAUACAUUGAAAUCUACGUACAGAAGGUGAACCCUAGUCGUUUACCUGUGGUGAUCGGUGGGCUGUUGGAUGUAGACUGUGCGGAGGACGUCAUCAAGAACCUGAUCAUGGUGGUAAGAGGCCAGUUUUCCACUGAUGAGCUGGUGGAGGAGGUCGAGAAGAGGAACAGGUUAAAGUUACUUUUGCCAUGGCUGGAGUCCCGUAUCCACGAAGGCUGCGAGGAGCCGGCCACACACAACGCCCUAGCCAAGAUCUACAUUGACAGCAACAACACACCCGAGCGUUUCCUGAAGGAGAAUCCGUUCUAUGACAGCGCCGUAGUCGGACGAUACUGCGAGAAGCGAGACCCUCACCUGGCCUGUGUGGCUUAUGAGAGAGGGCAGUGCGACAUGGACCUCAUUAAAGUGUGCAAUGACAACUCAUUGUUUAAGAGUGAGGCUCGGUACCUGGUCCGACGGAAAGAUCCAGAGCUUUGGGUGAACGUGUUGGAAGAAGACAAUCCCUAUAGAAGACCACUCAUUGACCAGGUGGUGCAGACCGCACUGUCAGAGACCCAGGACCCAGAGGAGGUGUCCGUCACCGUCAAGGCCUUCAUGACCGCAGACCUGCCCAAUGAGCUGAUCGAACUGCUGGAGAAGAUUGUACUUGAUAACUCUGUCUUCAGUGAACACAGAAACCUCCAGAACCUGCUGAUCUUGACAGCCAUCAAAGCGGACCGCACUCGUGUGAUGGAGUACAUCAACAGGCUCGACAACUACGACGCUCCAGACAUUGCAAAUAUCGCCAUUAGCAAUGAGCUCUUCGAAGAGGCGUUUGCUAUUUUCAAGAAGUUUGAUGUCAACACCUCAGCCAUACAGGUAUUGAUAGAGCACAUAGGGAACUUGGAUCGUGCCUACGAGUUUGCCGAGCGCUGUAAUGAGCCUGCAGUUUGGAGCCAGUUAGCCCGAGCUCAGCUACAGAGAGACCUGGUCAAGGAGGCUAUUGACUCAUAUAUUAAAGCUGUGGACCCGUCGGCAUACAUGGAGGUGGUCAAUGCAGCCAGCAAGAACAACAACUGGGAAGACUUGGUUAAAUUCCUUCAGAUGGCUCGGAAGAAGGCAAGAGAGUCGUACGUGGAGACGGAGCUGAUCUUUGCUUUAGCGAAGACCAACCGUCUGGCGGAGCUGGAGGAAUUUGUCAGUGGGCCCAACAAUGCCCACAUACAGCAGGUGGGCGACAGAUGUUAUGAGGAGGAGAUGUACGAAGCAGCAAAGCUCUUGUACAACAACGUGUCCAACUUUGCUCGUCUUGCUUCGACACUUGUCCAUCUGGGAGAGUACCAGGCAGCGGUGGACAGCGCCAGGAAAGCUAACAGCACACGGACAUGGAAGGAGGUGUGUUUCGCAUGCGUGGAUGGCGAAGAGUUCCGUUUGGCGCAGAUCUGUGGCCUUCACAUCGUGAUCCAUGCUGACGAGCUGGAGGACCUCAUCAGCUACUAUCAGGACCGUGGGUAUUUUGAGGAGCUCAUUGCUCUGCUGGAGGCUGCGUUGGGUCUGGAGCGGGCUCACAUGGGCAUGUUCACCGAGCUCGCCAUCCUCUACUCCAAGUUCAAACCUCAGAAGAUGAGGGAGCAUUUAGAGCUUUUCUGGUCCAGAGUCAACAUCCCAAAGGUUCUUCGCGCAGCAGAGCAGUCUCACUUGUGGGGAGAGCUGGUUUUCCUUUACGACAAAUACGAGGAGUUCGACAACGCUGCCCUCACAAUGAUGUCUCAUCCGACAGAUGCCUGGAAAGAAGGGCUGUUCAAGGACAUCAUUGCUAAGGUUGCAAAUGUGGAGUUGUACUACAAAUCUCUUUCGUUCUACCUGGAAUACAAACCCCUCCUACUUAAUGACCUGCUGGCUAUUCUGUCUCCACGGUUGGACCACAGCCGAGCUGUCGCCUUCAUCAGCAAGGUGAAUGAGCUCAAGCUGGUGAAGCCUUACCUGAGAUCUGUGCAGAACCACAACAACAAGUCUGUUAACGAAGCUCUCAACAACCUACUGACUGAGGAGGAAGACUAUCAGGGCCUGAGAGCAUCUAUUGACGCUUAUGACAACUUUGAUACCAUUGGCUUGGCUCAGAGGUUAGAGAAACAUGAACUGAUCGAGUUCCGACGUAUCGCUGCCUACCUGUAUAAAGGCAACAACCGCUGGAGACAGAGCGUAGAGCUCUGCAAAAAGGACAAACUCUAUAAGGAUGCCAUGUUGUACGCUGCAGAGUCUAAGGAUGCUGAGCUGGCAGAGACACUGCUGCAGUGGUUCCUGGAAGAGGGCAGGAAGGAGUGCUUCGCUGCCUGCCUGUUCGCCUCCUAUGACCUCCUUCACCCCGACGUGGUGCUCGAGUUGGCCUGGAGGCACAACAUCAUGGACUUUGCCAUGCCGUACUUCAUCCAGGUCAUGAGAGAGUACCUCACUAAGGUUGAUGAGUUUGCAGCGAAGGUGAUGGUGGACAAGCUGGAUGAGGUAGAAAGUCAAAGGAAAAAUGAGGAUGAGGUGACAGAGCCACAGCCGAUCGUGUUUGGCCAGCAGCUGAUGUUGACUGCGUCUCCCGCUCCUGUGGCGCCCCAGCCGGCAUACCCAGGCUAUGGUUACCCUGCCAACGCAGCAGGUUUCCCUGCUCAGGCUCCCAACGCUGCUGGCUACCCUGCACAGCCUGCUUAUGGCUUCAACAUGUAGAGGCUUGACCCUGCCUCUUCCAACCCUCUCCUCUCUCUCUCUCUCACCCUCUUUCUUACACCUUAGAACCUGAACCACACUGAACUGUGCUGCUCUGGAUCUCAACUGGCCACCUGAGUGUGUGUGGAGACACCCCACCCCAAAACUGAACUGGGUCUUCAUCUCUGCAUUGAGACUUUUCCCCGGUUCAAUGAGACUGCAAUAGAAACCCAUCCCCUGUUAUCCCCCCCCCCCAGCCCCCCCCCCCCACCACCACACACUCUCCACUAGGACUUUUAACUGCAUCACUGAUCUACACAGCAUGACGUCACUUCUCAGCUCCUAGAGGAAGGAAAUACGGAAGAUAAUAUAGUGACAUCAAACCACUGUCGUGUGUCUGUUCCACAUAGACUUGUUUUAUUUUUCUCUCAUAGAUUCAGCACUGAUGAGGAAGAGACUUUGUUAUUGGAGGGGCUUGUGUGUGUGUGUGUGUGUGUGUGUGUCCCACUCCCUCCUGAAGCACUGCUAUGGCCUUAUAUACUUUUAAGAAGGUGACGAGGAAAAAAAACAAACAAAAAAACAGCCUAAAUUGUUCAUUUUUAAUCUCACUACUGUCUCAUGCUCCAAUUAGAAAUACAGUUACCGUGCAAUAGUUUGUCCUUUCACAACAGGUCCAAAGUGUUUGCUGUAUACAGACUAAGAACUCUAGUUCAUGAGGUGACGACACUGUGUGUGUGUGUGUGUGAGUGAGUGUGUGUGUGUGUGUGUAGCCUCUAACGCCAUGGAGGGAUACAUCACCAAACCGAGACGUGCUCAAUGAAAUUUCUCCUCCUUUGCAGUAGCAAACCGAUUGUUGGGUUGGAGCCGGUGAUCAUGUCAGUUUUUUUUUUUUUUUUUGUGACUCUGACAACAGACGCCUGGAGUUUUCAGGAUGAAUGUGGCAAAAAGAAUGAAAGGAAAUAAGGAAGCAGGUGAUAUAAUGAAACCAAUGCUAUAUGCUACAUAGUCUGUGCAUGUGCUGCCAAACUAUAAUGCUGCAACCAGGAGCACAAUAUUCAUGUUACACUAAAGUUUAUCGAGUAUUACUAAUGUUGUGUCCAAAACUUAAGUGGUGUACAGUGAGAGUUUCUUAUCUAGCAGGGAACCCGUGAUAAAACGCUCAUGACUUUAGGUGAAAACACAGGGAAAUAUUAGCUCACGUCCUGGUGCCAGUUGUCUGAAAAAAGAAGAAAAAAAAGAAAGAAUCUAAAUUGCAUUAAAAGCAGUGUAUAAAUUGACAUAUAGCUACCUACCUAAUCAAAGAAGUCAAAUAUUAUGAUAUAUCAUAUGUAUUGUGUGUUGUUGUCGUAUCAAAAAGCAUAAUGAUUUUUGUAAGAAAAGGACAAAAUGCAAAAACAGCAGGUUAAUAAACAGCAGAGAUCCUGAGGUAAGGCUGCUCAAAGUGGAA
This is a messenger RNA of Solea solea (common sole), 6984 nucleotides long. It is a transcript of the gene cltcl1, whose product is annotated as clathrin, heavy chain-like 1. The record is from RefSeq and is a predicted model, not a curated record. Gene Ontology annotation, biological process: intracellular protein transport; receptor-mediated endocytosis. The transcript is spliced from 32 exons. Gene Ontology annotation, molecular function: clathrin light chain binding; structural molecule activity. The coding region runs from base 474 to 5558 and encodes 1694 amino acids. NCBI's taxonomy places the organism in Eukaryota, Metazoa, Chordata, Actinopteri, Pleuronectiformes, Soleidae. Gene Ontology annotation, cellular component: extracellular exosome; clathrin coat of trans-Golgi network vesicle; clathrin complex.